Messenger RNA from Seminavis robusta, 1775 nucleotides. Lineage: Eukaryota; Bacillariophyta; Bacillariophyceae; Naviculales; Naviculaceae. The record is from the annotation of a GenBank genome assembly.
CCGCAACGCCCGUUUCGAAAGCUGUCUUCCAAGCUGGAGCCCGAAGAAACAACAGCACAACGCUUGAACGCUUCCUCUUCCGGCCUGAAACCCUUUACUCGAGCAGCUCUCGAUUACAGUCUCCCCUCCAAAGUCCAAAGCACUCGAGUACCCUCUACAAUCCAAAAGACCUUCACACCUUCACACCUUCGCGUCGCAUCGCCUUCUCGUUUCAGCUGGGUUGCCAAACCUCCCUUGCUACUAAACAGCACCACCAUCCUGUCUGUCUCUGUCCGCCAUGGAGCACACAAUUGCGUCCAUAUCGGAACUCAACACAAGAGGUGCCGCGGCUCUCGCGAGCGGCCAUGUGAAUCUAGCGUUCGAAUCGUUUAGCAGUGCGUUGGAGCUGUUGGGUACCUUCAUUCGACAUGGACCUGCCCCUGAAUCCUUGGGGCCUAUUGACGGGAGCGCAUCUAAUAGCUACGGCUGCAGCAAUGGAUCACCUGUUGGGUUAACCUGGGCGUCAGCUUUGAAGGAGGCCAAGUCGGCGCAUUUGCAGUUUUCCGGCAGGAAUCCUUCCUUCAGCCCAAGCGCACCCGCACCAACUAUCACAACCUUUGAGCAUCAGCACUUUGUGUACAAGGAGGCACUUGUCUUUAAUCCAUCUCUUGUUCUCUCUCCGCACGCGACCAUGACGUUUCUACCCGUGUGCCUGGCCAUGGUUCAGUUCAACUUGGGCCUAACUUACCAGAUGAAAACCAAGGAUAUUGGAGAGCAAGCCUUGAUCCGGGCUCUGACCUGGUAUGACCUGUGUCUGGCACAGGUCCAGUGUUCGGUCCAUGCAGGUAUGCCAGGAUACAUGAACAUUGUGGUGGCUGCCAUGAACAACAUGGCCAUUGCCAGCUACGACCUCUGUCACUUUGGGAAGGCCCGCCACAUCUUUGGCACUCUAAUGGAAGUGGUUUCAUCAAACAGUAUCAACGAUAGGAUCCAGAACUUCGGGGAAGCUCAUAUGCAAGGAUUGCUUUUGAAUAUCAUCUUGCUUCACGUUGAUGCCAUUGCUCCGGCAGCCUAAGUAAGCAAGGGAGCAAGGGCAACGAGAGAAGACCCCGCUAUGCGGUGGAUUGGUCACCACGCAAUACGUUCCAACAACAAGUGCAGGUCGUCAUGGAUGCACUGCAUUCAUGUAGCGAGAUAACAACAGUAUGUAGUCAUUGCUUGUGUGUCAAAAGUGGACGGUGAAUAAAUACUGCUUGUUGGCUAAAGAUUGCGUUAGAUAUGGCUGGCUGUAGCACUGCACAAUAUUUUCAAUCCCCCGUCAAGGGUGCGUUGCUCAAUACGACGAUCCAUUUUCAUCGUCUACCCUCCAUCACAAAAGGACCGAGCAAAUAGCAAUCGCUGCCCCAUCUUCACAACGUUUCUGGUCAGUGAGGUGGCGCUUGCUACCAGUACCAGUACCUUGAUGGUGCUGUCGCUGGCGUAUCCACUCUUGGGUUGGGUGGUGGUGUGUUCGCAUUCUACCAAGGUACAUGUACAUUGACCAGACGAGAAAAUCGUGAGAUUGCGGUGUAUGAAUCCACCAUACUGGCUACACUGUAGUACGUAGGUUGGGAACAAGCAAUGAAGCAAGGGCGCUGGGAGGAACAAGUCUACUACUGUAUGUCAGGCCUCCAGCCCCUGUUGGAUGGCGCCCAGCCAGUAGCUAGCUAGCCAAACUCCCCAAUCAUAACUGCGACGACUACUGUCCUUAGUAGGCAAUAUAGUAGCUAUGCAUCGAUGAUCGCGCCGAUUCUUCC